AUGCAUCUAACAUUAGUUCAAAUAUAUAUUUCUACUCAAAUAUCCUCAGCUUACUUAAUAAUUGGUUUUGAAAUCACUUCGUUAAAAGACACUUGGGUGAUGAUAUCAUUAAAUCCUCUUAACUUGACUCUAGCUAAGGGCCUUACAAUUAAAAAAAAGUUGGUUACUCACUUAAAUAAAAUUGCAGAUAUUCGUCUUAAACAAUCAGCUUGA
Messenger RNA from Schistosoma intercalatum, 213 nucleotides. The record is from the annotation of a GenBank genome assembly. NCBI's taxonomy places the organism in Eukaryota, Metazoa, Platyhelminthes, Trematoda, Strigeidida, Schistosomatidae.